GUGCACGCUGACCUGCCAGGGCCACGAGCCAGCUGUGGCACUCUCGCCGCCCACUAUCCUUGUGUUCAGAGGUGCAUCUCCACAGUCUGAGAGAGAACAGAAACCGAUUCAUCAUAGAUGCUUCUAAUUUAUCCUUUAAGGGUCGUGGAGAGAUGGCUGGAACCAGCUGACCUUGGGUGAAAGGCCAGUAUAUAGCCAGUUGAGUCUUUAAAAAUAUCACUUAGAAAUGGCCUUUGGUAUGAAUACAUUUGAAAUUAUCAUAACCUUGAAGAUGUGAGUUGGAAUAAUGUGGAAGUGUGUGUUUGUUUGAUUAGAUAAAGGAAAGUUUAAACAGCAAAUAAUCAGCAGAAAAAACUACUUAUCUUUCCUAGUUGAAACAAAGUUCAAAGUGAAGUUCACUACAUGUUUUUAUGGCAGCAGGUCAACACAGUUGUUUUUGGGGUUGAAGUGAAUCUGCAUGUGUUGGGACUGUGGAAACCCCCACUGACAAGGACCAAGAAACCCACAGAAAGACCAAGCGCUUUCUCACUGUGAGCGCUAACCAUGUCCCUCACUUCAAUCUAUAUAUAUAUAUAUAUAUCUGAGUGUAUGAGUCAGACCUGUGUCUCCAUGUAUGGUGGUGUAACAGUGUUUUGCUUUGUGCAACUACAGCCACAGUGUGUCGCUAGAGUCACAGCUAUUACCUCCAAUUAUUUCUAAGCUUCGGGAUGAGUUGUGCAAACAGCAAUGUGAGUAUUCUGUUCGAAUUCAUUCUUCAUAUGUUUAUAUGAACUAUUUACCAUGAUAGUCCCGCGCUGAUAUUUAAUAUAACAGAUUUUGCUUUAAUAUGAUUUAUGAAAUAGUUAUGAAUAUGCGUCAGUGUACAAUUAGAUUAUACUGCAAGUCUGAUCAGAAUAACAAACAAUUCAGAGAAGCAAACUUCUGUUUGAUUUUAAUGAUAAUAAUAAUAAUCCACAUCACAUUACACUGGCAGCUAAAUAUAACCAAUGAGUCAUAAAAUCUUAAUAAAUUCCAUUUGUAGUAAAUGACUAUGGAAUUAUUUCCUGAUCUUUAGAAAUUCAAGGUGUAAGUGGAGAUGUCCUGAAUCCCUGAAUGUUUCAGUCACUGUACAGUUUGCUAUUGGAUAUUAAUGGUGUUAUAUUACAUGUUCAAUGUGAUACAGGACAUUACAAGGAUGACGUGCUUGACGUCAUGGAAACAGUUAAUGACAACAUCCUCAGUGGUCCUGCGAGAAAGCCUGUGUUUCGUAUUCACAUCAUUGUAUUAACGUUUCACUGAGUCUAAAAGUCAUUUCAUUUUGAACCACCAUUAACUACAUCCUCACAAAUAUACAUAAAGUUGAAUCACAGCUAACUAACUAGCUGACUAAAUACCAAACUAACUAAAUAACCUACUUCCUCACUCACUCAGUUACUUACUCACCUACUUUGUGUAAAUACUCACCUUGAUUCAACAGGACUAUACACAUCAAAAGCAUUAGAACCGUCCCAGCUGCCAUAUCGGAUCUGUCACUGUGCGUCUCCAGCUGUGACUCACUCUAUGUUUAAAUCACUCUUUUGAACUUAAGCAGGUCGUUUAUUACACAAUAGCAACACCCUACAGUACAGGUUAGACCUGUAUAACCUUUGUGAUUGGAAAUAACUUCAGACCCCCUCCCCCACACCCACAAACACACACACACACACACACACACACACACACCCUUUGCAGCAGGACAAUCACUGUUUUUGAGCUUUUGAUGAUUGAGAUUGACUUUCCUAUUCACAGUGGGUGUGUGACGCUGCUCAAACCUGAUUUCCUCAAUAGCUCUGCUGUGUGAGAAUCCCGCCCACUUUCAUCUCAUAGCUCUAUAUAAGACAGUAAAGGGGCCUGGCGAUAAGACACGGCUCUCAAGAUGCGGUGUAAAGUCCUCGUCUAUGUCGGCCUCCUGGCUCUCGUAAAGCAUGUGUCUCCCAGAGAAAUUCAGGCCGGUCCAGAUGAAUAUGCAACCCUCCCCUGCAAUGUGACGCUCCCUGUUCCUGUGAACGAGUCUCUCAUCACUGUCAGCUGGAUAAGUAACGGCUCUGCUAUCGCCUCAUUCGGGAACGAGGCAACGCAAAUAAAGGAAGGCUUCUUCUGGCGCCCCAGUGAUUUUAUCAGUGGAAACUUUUCACUGUACGUCCUCAGAGCUACUCUCGCCCUGCAGGGGGUGUAUGAAUGCACGGUCAGCUACAACUCCACGAUCCUGCCCUCCAUCAACGUUACCCUCAGUAUCAUCGCUCCCCCCAAUCUCUCAAUCCCUCAGCAGUGGGUGGUGUUAGAGACAGAGAGCCAGUUCAUAUGCAACGCAGAUGGUUUCUACCCUCCUCCUGUCUCUUUCUCCUGGACCAGAGGCGGGCAGGUGAUUCAUCCCCCCCACCCGGUCGAAGGUGAACAGGCUCCAGACGGCUUCUACACGGCCGUGGGCAACUUGACCCUCUACCCUUCCCGUGAGGACCAGAAUGUGACCUUUGGCUGCAGAGUGUCACACAAUGGAAACAAUCAAGAGCUGGACUUCCAACUCAACAUCACAUAUCUCCCGUCUGUGCGACUCUCUGCGUUGCCGUCGCACUCCAGCAACAUUCCUCUCACUCUCUACUGUGACCUGGAGAGUUUCUACCCUGAGGAAGUGUCGGUGUCCUGGAUUCAAAAUGGCACAAGCCUCCCCGAGCCCCCGUCCACUGAGCAAAACCCAGACGGGACCUACAGCACCAGACACUAUUAUACUUUGAGCCCCGAGCAGAGGGAGCAAGGUGGGAGGGUGGAGUGCUUGGUGAACCAACCUGGGGUAAUGGUCCCAGUCAGCGGCUCUGCAGACAUGGAGAAACUGGAUCCACAAGAUGAGUCUCCGGUGUUGACGAAAUCAGCCAAAGCAUCUGUGGCUCUGAUGUGCAUUUCUAUAGUGCUGGUCUUCCUGCUCUGCUUCGGCUUUUCUUGGAGGAGAAGAGAUGAGAAGCAGAAGUCUCUCACCGUGUCGGGGAUCAUCCUCCCUCCGCAUGUGAUCAUUGGUAAAAAGGGCCGAGUGACGGUGAGCAUCGAAGGCCGGAGAGUGGACCGAGUCCAGACAGCCUGGUUCCUCAAUGAUACCCCUAUCUCCGACACCUCAUUCACAGGGACCUCCAAAGCUAACUUCAACUGCCUCUAUAACCCCCUAACCACCAUCCAUCUGCCCUACGGUCUAACUCUCACCUCCACAGCAUCAGAGAAGGGCCCUCUACUGCCCUCCAGAGGCGAGAUGGCCUACUACAAGCUGCACACUAUGGGGCCGCUGCACUCGACUGGAAGUGGCUCCCAGCAGCUGAUCUCCGCGAUGACCUUCAUGCCCCAGAUUUCAAUCCACAAGUCAGCGGUGUUCAAGUGUCAGGUCUCCUACAUUGGCAAGGACAAGAUCGUGGUGGAGAGGGUGUCCGAGAAGUUCACGAUUCUGUCUCCUCCUGAAGUAUCAGAAAUCCAGCUGGCAGAGACACCAAACGACUCAGAUGUCAUCAGCAUGACAGUACGGGCAACACAUUUCCAUCCGGACGUCAUCACCUUCCGCUGGUUCUGUCAGGGGGGUGAGCUGAGCCCCGUGGCCUCCCAGGCCUCGUCCUCCCCGAGGCCCAACUCUGAGGGUUUCUUUUCGGCGUACAGCCAGUGCAAGUUGCCCCAGAGUGAACUGGAAAAGGGAGGAACUAAAGUAUGGGUCAGUGUCCACCACAUCGCCCUGAAGCAGCCAGUCACCCGCAAAACCAGAGGCUUCAUGAGGAGGCCGUGCGUGUCCGAAAUCUUCAGCUCCGCCUCUUCCCCGGAUCAGACUUCAACGUUGGGAUGUGAAAUCACAAAUUUCUACCCUCCGAACGUCACAGUGACUUGGCUGAAGCUCAGAGAGGGAGAGCAGGAUGACAGGGAGGAGGAGGUGGUCGACGGAGGGGACCUGUGGGGCCCCUUACAGACUCAGCCCAGAAUCUACAGGGCCACAGCCUUUCUGAAGAGGAGGGCAACGAGUCAGGGGAAGAAGGAGAGACGAGGAGGGAUCCUGUGCAGAGUGGAGCACUGUUCCCUACAGGAGCCCAUUGAGAGGCAAUGGAAACAUGUUGACAUUGUUGCUCCCUCCAUUGCUCCAUCCCUCUCGGUGUGUUGGAGCAGUGAAGGGGUCGGCGUGUUCUCUCUCCUGGUGAAGGGAGGUCACCCCAAGGUCAAACUACUCUGGGCGGCGGGAGGUCACACUCUCUCGUCGCUGGUGUCCAAUGAGACGGAGGAGAUCGGAGACGACGGUCAGAGGGAGCUGAAGAGCGUGUGCGCCCUGGAGAGGUCGACGAGUCUGCCAAGUCGGACAAACAAACAGCAGGAGAGACAGAAGAACAAACACGCACUAAAAACAAAAGCUGCUGUCACAGACCCGGACGCCGAAGGGAUCGAGUACAUCGACGAACAAGUGGACGGAGAGAACAACAACAUUGACAUGGAGGAGGACAUGAACGCGGAGGUGGAGGAGGACAGCGACAAAGAGGCGGUGGACGACUCGGGCGCGCUGCACAUCAACAGAGUCAACCUGAGCAAAGGCCCCAGAGAGAGCGAGCGAGCGUGCAUGAGAGUGUGCGUGGAGAUCACACACGCGGCCCUCAAGCUUCCUGUUUAUCGAUCGUGGGCAGAGCCCAAUGAGGAAAUGUCCUCCUCUGCAUGAAGCCCUGACGUGUGAGGAGAGCGUCCCAAUGUCACACAGCAUAAAUCUAACAUACUGUACGUUUCUAUAGUGAAUACAAAGUAGUCAUGAUUCCAGAAUGUCCAGGGUUCAACUUUAUUUAUUAUGAUGUGUCACACUUAACUUUUUUUCUUCCAACUCCACAACUUUUACAAAUGUUCAUAGUUUUGUACAAAGAAUUUUGCAACAAUAAUAAUCAACCUCUGUGGAUAUUAAAUCUCUUUUGGGAACUGCAAUCUA
This is a messenger RNA of Platichthys flesus (European flounder), 4939 nucleotides long. RefSeq lists its product as uncharacterized. The record is from RefSeq and is a predicted model, not a curated record. The coding region runs from base 1895 to 4681 and encodes 928 amino acids. The transcript is spliced from 15 exons. Lineage: Eukaryota; Metazoa; Chordata; Actinopteri; Pleuronectiformes; Pleuronectidae.